AAAUCUUACUGGCGAAGGUGUGGCCGGUGUAUUGCCUUCUGGACUUGGAAAUCUGAGUCAAUUGACGAUUUUGGAUCUGUCUGAAAACAAUUUCAACGACUCUUUCCCUGAUUCUCUCGGAAGAAUCCGCACUCUCAGAGAACUUAAAUUGGGACACAACAAGCUGUCUGGAGAACUACCAUUAUUCAGUCCAAAAGCACUUUACAAUCUGGAAAUGCUAUCACUGUCGAGCAAUAUGUUCAAUGGAACAUUGAUUUCAUUAAUGGGAGCAUUGGACGAAUCGAUUAAAAACUUAGACCUCAGCAAUAACAAAUUUGUCGGACCCGUACCUGGGAAUUUAGAAGUGCUAGAAAACUUGGAGAAUUUGGAUAUGUCCAACAACCAAUUGUCGAGCGAGUUAGCAGUCAACUUCACUAAACUCAGUAAUUUGAUAAAUCUGAACUUGAGCCUUAAUAAUCUGAACGGUACAGUGCCUGACAGCAUCUGGAACAGUCGCAAUCUUCAAUUUGUGAAUUUGAUAAACAACAGCUUUGUGGAAUUGAAUCUUACAACAUGGUAUAAGAAAGUUGCCGAAGGCACGAGUCUCGAUGCUCCUCGAAUUCAGCUGCGUUUGGCUGGGAAUCAAAUACAUAGAAUUCUCUCACCGAGCCUUCAAUCUUUAGAGACUAUAAUAGUAGCGCCAUCUUCACUAUCUGAGCAGCUGCUCUCGAUACAGUCUCCACAAACUUUCAUCUUGCUUGGAGAUAAUCCGUGGUGCCGCAAUGAUAAUGAGGGAGAGAAUUUAGUGUUCAUCAAAAAAUACAUGUGCCGAUCUGACGAGCAUGAGAACUUCUGGCCGUCCCCAUCCAACGAUGGUGUCCAAACAGGAGUACUGAUUGCCGUGGGCGUGGUAUCUGGAAUAUUCGUCUUACUUAUGAGCUGUUUAGUCAUGUUCUUCAUGUGGAAAAUGAGAAGACGCAAUCGUGAACUUCAACAGAUACAGGAAGAUUUAGCACGACGUGACGUGAAGCCACCGUUUUUCAGCUACGAAGAACUCAAAACGGCUACACACAGUUUCUCUAGUUCCAACGAGUUAGGAAGAGGUGGAUUUGGCACUGUUUUCAAGGCUGAACUAGCAGAUGGAAGGGUUGUUGCUGUGAAGAGACUCACUCCAACAAAGCAGAGUACGUCGGACUUCUUGAAAGAAAUGGUAAACAUCUCGGGUAUCAAACAUAGACAUCUGAUUCAACUCAAGGGAUGUUGUGUAUGGGAGAAUCGGCAACGAAUGCUGAUUUACGAAUACGCGGAGAACAAGAGCCUCGCAGAAGCACUGUUUGGUUCAGGUCCUCAAUGUGCGACCGUCUUGAACUGGAAACAACGUUACAACAUAUGCUUGGGAAUAGCCCGUGGACUUGCGUACUUACAUGAAGAAUUGCAGCCGGGUAUGAUUCACAGAGACAUAAAGCCGGAAAAUAUUCUUCUGGACGAGAAUUACAACGCAAAGAUUGCCGACUUUGGACUCGUCCGGCCAGCUAAUGAUUCAAAUGACACUCUAGUCACCAUUAACAUUCCAGGAACGAGGGGCUACUUUUCACCAGAGUAUGCACUAGAAGGCGUAGUAUCCGAGAAACUGGAUGUGUAUAGCUUUGGUGUUGUCUUGCUGAUAAUCGUUGCUGGAAGACCGUGCAUCGAUCUGAAGUUGCCACAGGAACAAAGUAUUCUACGCUCGUGGGCUAUAACUCUGUACACGGAAGGCAAGGUUUUGAACUUGGUCGAUAAAAGAUUGGAGGGCGAUUAUGACGAAGAAGAAGUCCUGCUCGUGGUGGACAUGGCUCUGUCUUGUCUGCAAACAGAUCCCAAGAAACGCGCAACGAUGUCUCAACUGGUGAACGUCCUCAUGAAGAACUCAAAUGCAAGUGUAGCUGUGGACAUCGUCAACGAGCUAAAAAUCCAGACACCAAACUUGUUGAGCAUACCAGAGUACGAACAUGCUGGUAACCAAGGCGUUCAAGGAGAAUCAGACGAACUUUCUUUCAUGUCAUCAUUUGCCACCGAUUCACAACAAUCGCUUAGGGUGCCUCGAUAGUGCGUACAUGAGUAUGCGCUCAUGCAGUAUCCCAAGUUCCUAGAUUAGGUCGUCUCUACCCAAUGUUCUCUCCCAGAUAUCUCAGUUGACAUUACCUUUGCAUGUGCCCUUGAGCCACUGACGUAGGGAGAUCAGUGAUAACCUUGAACAAGAGUCCAAUUACUUUAUGCUCCGUCUAAUUUCAAGCAACUGCAUUCCGCUCGUGAGUUAUAUAAGGAUCACAUACUAAAUCUAGUACUCUAUGUAUUAUCAAGCAUCUGCACUAAUUCGUUAAGCUUGCUAGGUAGAUUAGUUAGUUAGUUGCUAGCUAGCUACUACUUGUCAAUAUAGAUUCUGGGUUGAAUAUUGACUCAUAUAGAAAUAGAAUCAUGUAUGAGAAAAAAACAUAAUUCUUAAGAUGAUAGUUAAAAAAUCUUAAUGUGAAUUGAUUAGCUUUUACAAGGUCUUCAAAUAUGAAUGCAUCUAAGUCAUCAUUG
Molecule: messenger RNA, 2541 nt
Organism: Marchantia polymorpha subsp. ruderalis
Lineage: Eukaryota; Viridiplantae; Streptophyta; Marchantiopsida; Marchantiales; Marchantiaceae
Source: the annotation of a GenBank genome assembly